This is a messenger RNA of Musa acuminata subsp. malaccensis (wild Malaysian banana), 1816 nucleotides long. Lineage: Eukaryota; Viridiplantae; Streptophyta; Magnoliopsida; Zingiberales; Musaceae. The record is from RefSeq and is a predicted model, not a curated record.
UCCCUUCUCUCUCUGUUCACGCGAGCUCAAGUCUGCGAUUUCCGAGAGGCAGAGUCUGCUCAGUCUAUCGGAGCAGGGAGGGGAGCUUAGAGGUUUCGAUCCGAUUCUUGAUGUCGGUUCCGUUGGUUCUUGGACUUUGAUCGGACCUCUGCUGUGGGAUUUAGUGGGUCGUCGUGUAAAGCUUCGAGCUUUCUUGGUUUCUGGUCGAAGGUAAGGUUUUGGCCGUGCUUGGAUUUAAUGGAGAGGAUCGACGAGAACGGUCGAGGCGUGAUGGGACCGGCAAACUUCCGAGAUACGGGCAGUCGAAGAGCGUUGAGGGAUAUCAACAAUCUGGUGGGAGCAGCGGAGCCGCCAUGUGCUUAUGCGAACCGCAAGAGGGGAAUGCCGGACAAGGGCAGUGUGGACGAUCAAAAUCCGACAUCCGUAGCUCGACGACCCAUGACCGGGUUGGGCCCAAACUCAGCUUUCUCUUCAUCUUCCUUCUCUUUUAUCGCUCCUUUACUGGUUUUUAUUGGUUGAUGGGGUGGAUUUUUAGGAAAUUUGCGGCUACAUUGGAAAGAAAAUCUCAAGCUUAUCAGCGGGGGACCAAAGAACAGCAUGAACAAGUCAGGAAUGAGACCCAGUUUGAUCCACCCUUGCCAUCAACAGUGUCAAGUUCGACCUGUUUCGAUGGUUGUACUGCGAUAGAUGUGGAUGAUUGUAAUAUGCAUUCUGACAUAGCAUUGCCCAUGGUAGACGAAAUGGAAGAAGUGGAUACCUCUGAUCCCAAGGAGAUUGAAAUGGAGGAUCUUGUCAUCGAGACAGCUCCGGACAUCGAUAGCUGUGAUUCGAAUAAUCCGCUUGCCGUCGUCGAAUAUGUAGAAGAUAUAUAUAGUUUCUACAGACAAACUGAGGUUACAAGUUGUGUGAGCCCUGAUUACAUGUCUCACCAGUUUGACAUCAAUGAGAAAAUGCGAGCUAUCCUCGUCGACUGGCUGAUAGAGGUGCACUACAAAUUCGAACUGAUGGAGGAGACACUUUUUCUGACCGUAAACAUCAUAGACAGGUUCUUGGCAAGGAUGACGGUAGCGAGGAAGAAGCUUCAGCUGGUUGGAGUUACAGCCAUGCUUCUUGCUUGCAAGUAUGAGGAACUCUCCGUGCCGAUGGUAGAGGAUUUUGUUCUCAUCACCGACCGUGCUUACACCAGGGAAGAAAUCCUUGAAAUGGAAAGAUCGAUCAUCAACACAUUGCAAUUCAACUUGUCUGUGCCAACUCCUUAUGUUUUCAUGAGAAGGUUUCUCAAGGCAGCAGAGUCUGACAAGAAGCUCGAGCUUGUCUCGUUCUUCAUCAUCGAGCUGUGUCUGGUUGAGUACAAAAUGCUCAAGUUCCAGCCUUCUUUGCUGGCUGCUGCCGCGAUCUACACCGCACAGUGUUCUCUCAGAGGAUUCUUCAAGUGUUGGACCAAAACUAGCGAGCUGCACACCUCCUAUUCAGAGGAGCAGCUUCUUGAGUGCUCAAGGUUGAUGGUGGAGUUCCACCACAAGGCUGGACAAGGGAAGUUGACAGUAGUACAUAGAAAAUACAGCAGUUACAGAUAUGGAUAUGCAGCAAAGUCAGAACCAGCUCUCUUCUUGUUGGACACUGGUCACUAGUGCCAAUGUCAGGGGGUGGUAACUUGAUGCUUCUCUCCCCCAUCAAAUCCUAAAUUUACCAUGGCAGAGUAUAAUUCUGUAUGAUGAUGAUGAAUGAUCUUUGGGUGCAACAGAAGUUGCAGAUCAUGCAAUGGAAAUUGCAUAGAAAAUGGACAAAUGGCCAAAAUAGUAUAAUUAGUUUUUGU